CCCCUCCAAUUAUAUAACGGAGAGAUACGGAAGUUAUGCUGUUGUCAUUCAUCAUCGGAUAGACCCAACCCGCCAAAGCCAAGGGUUGGUUGUUCCCUUUUUCUGUCUCUGCGCCCCCAAUGGCGAUUCUCUCUCUACCCAUAAUCUCCUCUCUCCUCAAACGCCACAAACCCCACCUCUCCUUCCUCCUCACCAGAACGCCAAGGACGACCUGCGCCCUUUUCCGCAAGCGAUAUCUCACUAACACCACCGCAGUCUCUGCAAUCACCACUCCUUCCAAUCCUAAGCAAUCACCGACCAACCAAGACCCAGAUAAAAACAACAACAAUAGCAAUGCCUCUUCGGUUCUCACUUUCCAACAAGCCAUUCAGCGUCUCCAGGAAUAUUGGGCUUCUGAAGGAUGUGCGGUAAUGCAAUGCAGCAACACCGAGGUUGGAGCUGGGACUAUGAAUCCUCUAACUUUUUUAAGGGUACUUGGUCCAGAACCGUGGAAUGUUGCGUACGUGGAGCCUAGCAUCCGGCCAGAUGACAGUCGCUAUGGUGAAAACCCAAAUAGACUUCAGCGCCACACUCAAUUUCAGGUAAUAUUGAAACCUGAUCCUGGAAAUUCACAAGACCUAUAUAUCCGAAGCCUAUCAGCGCUAGGUAUUAAUGUCAAUGAGCAUGAUAUACGUUUUGUGGAGGACAAUUGGGAAAGCCCGGUACUUGGCGCUUGGGGAUUGGGCUGGGAAAUUUGGAUGGAUGGGAUGGAAAUCACGCAAUUCACCUACUUCCAGCAGGCUGGAAGUUUGCAAUUGAUGCCUGUAUCUGUUGAGAUAACUUAUGGACUUGAACGUAUCCUCAUGUUACUUCAGGGAGUUGAUCAUUUCAAGAAAAUCCAAUAUGCGAAUGGAAUUACAUAUGGAGAGCUUUUUCUAGAGAAUGAGAAGGAAAUGAGUGGAUAUUAUCUGGAGCAUGCCAGUGUUGCUCAUCUUCAAAAACACUUUGACCACUUUGAGGAAGAAGCACGUUCUUUACUUGAUUUAGGCCUUGCAAUACCUGCGUAUGAUCAGCUUUUAAAGACAUCUCAUGCUUUUAAUAUUUUAGACUCUAGAGGCUAUGUUGGGGUGACAGAACGGGCUCGCUAUUUUGGUCGGAUGCGCAGUUUAGCUCGUCAAUGUGCACAACUAUGGUUAAAGACAAGGGAGUCUCUUGGGCAUCCUUUGGGUGUUGUUUCUGAACCUGAUCAUCUUGUCUGUCCCAAAGAUAUUCUGGAGGCAGCAGUUAGAAAGGUACCCAUGGAACCAAGGAUGUUUGUGCUUGAAAUAGGGACAGAAGAGUUACCUCCUGCAGAUGUAGUUAAUGCAAGUCAACAACUUAAAGAUUUAAUUGUGCAAUUAUUGGAGAAACAACGGUUGAGCCAUGGCAAAGUGCUAGUAUUUUGCACACCACGUAGACUUGUGGUUCAAGUUGAGAGCCUAUGCUCUAGGCAAGUUGAAAAUGAGGUUGAGGUUCGAGGACCUCCAGUUUCUAAGGCAUUUGAUCAUCAAGGAAGUCCGACGAAGGCUGCUGAUGGUUUUUGCCGUAGAUAUGCUUUACCUCUUGAUUCCUUGUAUAGAAAGGCUGAAGGAAAAGUGGAAUAUGUUUAUGCUCGCAUAGUGGAGCCUGUGAGACUUGCGUUGGAGGUUUUAUCUGAAGACUUGCCCUCUACUGUUGCCAGAAUAUCAUUCCCUAAGUCUAUGCGUUGGAACUCUCAGGUCAUGUUUAGUAGGCCAAUUCGUUGGGUUUUGGCUCUCCAUGGAGAUGUAGUUAUUCCCUUUGCAUUUGCUGGUGUAUUAAGUGGAAACCUAUCUUAUGGUCUUCGGAAUACUCCAUCAGCUACUGUAAGGGUUGAAAGUGCAGAAUCUUACUCCCACGUAAUGCAGCAUGCUGGGAUAUCUGUUGAAAUUGAGCAACGCAAGAGUACAAUUCUGGAACGCUCCAAUGCCUUAGCAAAAAGUGUUAGUGGGCGUAUUGUUAUGCAAAGUGAUUUACUUGAUGAGGUUGCAAAUCUCGUUGAAGCGCCUGUUCCAGUACUGGGGAAUUUUAAAGAGUCGUUCUUAGAGCUUCCAAAAGAUCUACUAGUAAUGGUUAUGCAGAAGCACCAGAAGUAUUUUGCAAUAACCAACGAGGAUGGAAGACUAUUGCCACACUUCAUUGCUGUUGCAAAUGGCGCAAUCAAUGAGAUGGAAGUGAAGAAAGGAAAUGAAGCUGUACUCAGAGCUCGAUACGAAGAUGCUAAGUUUUUCUAUGAGAUGGACACGCGGAAAAAGUUUUCUGAAUUUCGAAAUCAACUAAAUGGGAUUCUUUUUCAUGAGAAGCUAGGGACAAUGCUGGACAAGAUGAACCGUGUUCAAAGUACAGCUACCCAGAUUGGCUUGGCUCUCGGUAUUAGUGAAGAGGAGCUCCAAAGUGUUGAGGAUGCUGCUUCACUGGUCAUGUCUGAUCUUGCUACUGCUGUUGUUACGGAAUUCACUUCCCUCGCAGGCAUAAUGGCACGACAUUAUGCCCGUAGAGAUGGCUACUCAGAGCAGAUUUCAGAGGCACUAUUUGAAAUCACACUACCAAGAUUUUCUGGAGAUAUGCUUCCAAAAACUGAUGUGGGGAUUGUUUUGUCAAUUGCUGACAGGUUAGAUAGCCUUGUUGGCUUAUUUGGAGCUGGAUGUCAGCCAAGCUCCAAUAGUGACCCUUUUGGCCUGCGGAGAAUAUCUUAUGGCCUUGUUCAAGUGUUGGUUGAGCAAAACAGAAAUUUAGACUUAAGACAUGCUUUGGAACUUGCCGCUGCUGUCCAACCCUUGAAAAUAGAUGCUGGAUCCAUUGAUGACGUACAUCAAUUUGUAACCCGGCGGCUGGAGCAAUUUCUGGUUGACAAGGGAAUUAGUUCAGAGGUUGUCCGUUCAAUUCUUACAGAACGUGCAAACUGGCCUUGUCUGGCAGCAAAAUCUUCAUAUAAAAUGGAAGACUUGUCAAGGGGUGAGCUGCUGCCUAAGGUGGUUGAAGCGUAUUCUCGUCCAACAAGAAUUGUUCGGGGAAAGGAUGUGAAUGUUGACAUGGAGGUGGAUGAGGCUGCAUUUGAAACGGAUGAAGAAAGAGCUUUGUGGAGCACUUUCUUGUCCUUAAGAAGCAAAAUUCAUCCUGCUAUCGAGGUGGAGGAUUUUGUCGAAGCAUCUGCUCAACUAUUACAACCAUUAGAGGACUUUUUCAAUAAUGUUUUCGUGAUGGUGGAAGAUGAAAAAAUACGAAAGAAUAGGCUAUCGCUACUCAAGAAAAUUGCAGACCUUCCUAGAGGGAUAGCAGACCUCUCAGUUUUGCCUGGAUUUUAGAUUUUGUUUUCCAUUUGUUCAUCUGUAGAACAGUAGAAGGUACUUAAAAGGAAGCAAGUCUUAGUUCAUUGAAAACAUUCAGAUGAGAAACACCCCUUUUUCUUGUUUUCUGGGCAUUCGCAGCCUUGCAUACCUAGCAAGAUUUUUCUAGUUAAUUUAUGUAUCAUGUUUUUUUUAUGUGUAAUUUACUCGUAAUAUUUGUUCAUUUGAUGAUUUAGUUGUAAUAUGCUGUUAUCGAAUUAAUUGAAGAUCAAAUCAUUAGCUCAAUUUGCCA
This is a messenger RNA of Rhododendron vialii, 3615 nucleotides long. Its product is annotated as glycine--tRNA ligase, chloroplastic/mitochondrial 2. Lineage: Eukaryota; Viridiplantae; Streptophyta; Magnoliopsida; Ericales; Ericaceae. Gene Ontology annotation, molecular function: arginine-tRNA ligase activity; glycine-tRNA ligase activity; ATP binding. The transcript has 36 exons. The coding region runs from base 120 to 3341 and encodes 1073 amino acids. The record is from RefSeq and is a predicted model, not a curated record. Gene Ontology annotation, biological process: glycyl-tRNA aminoacylation; arginyl-tRNA aminoacylation. Gene Ontology annotation, cellular component: mitochondrion; cytoplasm; chloroplast stroma.